This is a messenger RNA of Arabis nemorensis, 1434 nucleotides long. Lineage: Eukaryota; Viridiplantae; Streptophyta; Magnoliopsida; Brassicales; Brassicaceae. The record is from the annotation of a GenBank genome assembly.
AUGGCUCAAGCUUCUUUUAUUAGCCUUCUCCUCAGUUUUUCCAUCAUAAUCCUUUCUAAUGCAGCCGACAUAAACAUAGACUGUGGAUCAUCAAGCUCGCAGGUUGAUGCGGAAAACAGAACGUGGAUCGGAGACACGGACUUCGUAACCACCGGUUUGACGUCCUCAUUUAAACCAAUGGUCAAAACCGCUGAUUCUCUGACGACGCUCCGGUAUUUUCCUACGGGGGAGACCAACUGUUACUCCAACAUUCCGGUCGAUAAAGGUGGGAAAGUGUUAGUUAGGACGAGAUUCAACUAUGGGAACUACGACGGAGAGGACAAGGCUCCCAAGUUCGAUGUCGUGUAUGAUGGAAAACAUCGAGAUUCAGUCGUCACAACGACAUUUAUCAGCGGUACUCGAUCGGAGGCGAUAUUUAUUCCUGAAAAUGGGAAUACUAGUGUUUGCUUUUUCCGUACGUUCUUGAACGAAAACCCUUUUGUGUCUACCAUUGAAGUAAGGAGGUUGGACGACUCCAUGUACACCGAUCUUGGCCCCAAGGAAGGUUUCAUUCUCCAGCAACGCAACGCAUAUGGUAGGGUACAGGAUUUAGUAAGGUCCCCAUUUGAUCCUUAUGAUAGAAUUUGGGCGCCAACACCACUUUCGACUGUAACUCUAACAAGUGCUGCCACUUCUAUCAACACAACAGGUGCUGAUAAUCGACCACCGGAGAUUGUUCUUCGGACCGCUUGGUCGCGGAAGGACAUGGCUUUCUAUGAUAUAAAGCUACCUUUUUCCGGAGUAACAUUUUACAUUGUCCUUUAUUUCUCGGAACCACUAAGCCUUGGUUCCGAACAAAAGCGGUCUUUCUUCGUUAACUAUGACAACAAGCAAGUUGGUGCAAGCCAAAUCGUGCCACCUUUCGGGGCAGUGACGCAAGCGUCUUUGAGGGCGGUGGGGACGAGUAGCCUUCCCUAUCUCACAUUUAAAGCUACACCAGACUCGAAUUUGAACCCACUCAUCAACGCUCUCGAGCUCUAUGUCAUUAGCAAUAGUGCUGGAAACGGGACGGGUUCAACCACCACCGGCAGUGGAGGUAGUCCUAGCACUGGCGGUGGCGGCAGCCCUACUACUGGCGGCGGUGGCGGGAGCCCUAGCACUGGCGGUGGCAGCGGCAGCCCUAAACCUGGUGGUGGCACCCCUAGCAGCUCAGGAAAGUCCGAAGGAGAGAAAGGCAGCAACUUAGGUUUACCACUUGGUCUUUCAAUUCCGUCGUCGUUUAUUGUUCUUGGAGUUGGUGGUUGGUACGGCUAUAAAUUUUUCAACAAAGCCAAACGCAACCCCGAAUCAGAAAGGCCACUCACCACCAGCACUACCGUUCAUCAUCAUUAUGGGACUGAACACAAUAUCAUAGCAGACAAAAUAGGAAAGGCAAUACAGACUACUAAGAAAUAA